GCGCUUGGCCUGAUGCAUUGUGGGAUUGCAACAUUAGGACGGAAAGUGUUUGGGUAGGGUAUCAUGCAAAGAGAAUGAUCACUGUUUAAACGUAAACAAAUAAUUUAGGUAUCGUAUCGAUUUCUAUUGCUCUUAAAGAUAAUUUUCAAGGUGAUGUGACCAGCCUUUUCUUUAUCUUAUCACCGCUCCAAAAGAGGUAAAACAAGGCUGCCAGGAAGUGACCAGCCUGUCUCACACGCGGAUUCUCGAGUCGGUGGCGAAGACAGAGAAGCAUGGCUUUUACAGACCCCACAGGCUCAAGUCACAAGUUUUUAAAGGAUGCAUCGCUACUGUAUCAAGACAUUUGUCCGGAGCAGUCACGUUUUCUCAUGGGGAGACACCAGAGAAUGAAAGCUCCAGCCAAGUCCCAUCCCGUCCCUGAAGAAGAGCUCUGUCCCUUCUGUUUCCAGUGGCGUCGCCCAGACAACCACCGCACGCGGCUGCGUCCCAAGCGGUGCGCAUCAGUGCGGGUGCAGAGCGUGUUGCGGAGGGAGGCCAAGGGCAAGAGGCUCAGCCUGGCUCAGAUGGAUAUCUUACGGAGGUUCAGGGGCUCCUCAUCAGCUAUGGUGACUACAUGCCACACCUGUAACAACACGUCCAAGCAUAACGGCGUCAACAGGAACUUCAUGGCCACUCUCUCCAAGAGCCACUGCACCCCCUGGAGCGCAGGCAAACACAAGACUCCCCAGUCCACCAACAGAACCAACGCCAUGGGCAUCCCAAAGUCUGCCUCCAAAGACAAGACGCCCUGGAGUACGCCAAGGUCAACCUCUGAGACCACCGGUUCCUCCUCGGCCUCAAAGUCUGCAAGUGUGAAGAAGUCGGCCUUCUCCCGCCUCAAGAGGUUCCUAAUGCUGGAGGACAACCAGAAGACCAAGACCAAGGGAGGACUCAAAGACUUCCUCUCCUCCCUCUGAAUGACUGACAAACACUAGGCUCCGUUGCAUGGGCCCAACAGUCAGCCAUGACACCACCAUGAUAUGAAACUGAACCAGUCUCUCUCUGGCCUGCUUAGAAUUCAGAAUGGUCCUGCUGGAAUUCAGAACAACAAGGCGGAGGAGUCGGCUGUCUGUCAAUAAGCGCUACAGCGCCACCUGUUGAGAGAAUUUAAAGGGGCAUGUUGUUUUCUUCUUCACAUGCCACCCCCCCAACUGCCCCUGAGUUCCCCCUUCCGUAGAGCUGUCCAAACUGGGAAUGGUCCCACACCACCACAUCACUCAGGAAUUCCACUGUCCCAAUUGGAUGGUGGGAACGGCAUCGGAAGCAAAGCUCACCCCUCUCUUCCAUGGCAUUUAUGAUGGGGCAAGCAAAAUAAAUAGUUUGGAGUUCUAGGAUGUUUUGAUUGAGAGGGUGAUUUUUAUUUGUUACAAUCACAUUUCUGAUGAAUCUAACUUUGUUAAUACUUGAGUUUCAUACUUCUUUAUUACUUGGUGGUUCUCUGUUUGAAUUUUUUUCUGGGUUUAUUUUUGGUGAACUCCACAGGGUGUGUCUUCUUGAAACUCUCCCUCUUGUUAGAUCACCAGCCAGGUAGAGCUGAUCAUUUGUUACUAUCUUAUGAUCACCGUGCCAAACAUGUUUGUUUACUGAUGGUUUUGAGAAUCAUAUUUGGAUGAAUCGGACACAUCAACUGUUUAUAAUGAAAUGGGCGACAGGCCUGAAAAAUUUGUGACGCGAUUUAAUGACAAACCAAUUUUCUUUAACAAUAGUUCUGGUUCUUGUUGUUGAUGGUUUUCACUUUUUACCUGUUAGUAAGUUCUUCAGUUAGUUUAUAUUCACAAUUACUAUUAGACUGCACGUUGUAAUGGCUGCUUUGAUCCAACACAUUUUAUAAUGAAUUUCGUAACAAAGAUUUUCUUUGGUUGUAAUUAA
Molecule: messenger RNA, 1908 nt
Organism: Salmo salar (Atlantic salmon)
Lineage: Eukaryota; Metazoa; Chordata; Actinopteri; Salmoniformes; Salmonidae
Gene: rmp24
Product: ribonuclease MRP subunit p24
Source: RefSeq, a predicted model, not a curated record